This is a messenger RNA of Salvelinus sp. IW2-2015, 1617 nucleotides long. RefSeq names its product ephrin-A2-like. NCBI's taxonomy places the organism in Eukaryota, Metazoa, Chordata, Actinopteri, Salmoniformes, Salmonidae. The record is from RefSeq and is a predicted model, not a curated record. Gene Ontology annotation, biological process: axon guidance; ephrin receptor signaling pathway; osteoclast differentiation. The coding region runs from base 1162 to 1602 and encodes 146 amino acids. Gene Ontology annotation, cellular component: plasma membrane. Gene Ontology annotation, molecular function: ephrin receptor binding. The transcript is spliced from 2 exons.
AGAGAGUGCGGCGGCCAGAGGAAGCAAGCCAUGUGCUAAAGGAGGAACAGGACGCGCAAGAGAAAAACCACCGUGACUAAAAAGGGGGGAAAUAAUGUCAGCUCCACUGGUCUGUACACCACACACAGGGACGACAGUAGAGCGAUACCAGACAUGAAGCGAAAUUGGCCUUUUCUCCACAGCAACCCCAAACGACACAGGAAUAGCAGCAGCAACUUCGCAACUGAUGCGGUGUUCCAGUUUCUCCGCUUCAUGCUUUGGUAGUGGCGUUGCAUGGAUGACGCAGUAAACACGUAUCAAGAAGGCAAUUUAUCAUAUUGAUAACUUUUGCCUGAGAAUAAAACUGAGGACAGUAACCACGGACGACAUGAAAUAGUUGCGGAAAAGAGCAGGACGUUUCUUGUGUGACUGGCUUGGAUUUCUAUCCCUCUGCUGCAACAUUGUGAUAUUUUGAGUUUCUUCUGAAAGAACAAGAAUCGGUCGCUUGACAUUGUAUCUCACAAAACUGACCGAAAAACAUUGCGUUGAAUGGACAUCGUUAAGCGUGCAAAUGUUUAGAAUAAAAAGCAUAUUGAUUUGGAAGACCAUAAAUUGAAGGACACAUUGCUGAAUGGAUGUUUGCGAGUUCUAUUUACGACGAGGAAAGUUUUAGAAAGUAGCUUAUGCCAUGCUGGAAAGGAAUGGAUUUAAAGGACAAACAGCUGUAUACUUGGCGUCAGUGAAUAAUAAACAAGAUAUGAUGAAUGUCGUGCAAUGUGUUCAAAUAAGGCAUUCAUCACUUACAGUUAUUGAAGAAAAUGGAUUUGAAUAGUUCUUGUAAGGGCUUGCCGUGCAAAGGGAGAUCAACGAGCUGAGUCACAUUGAUGAACCUUCAUGGAACAUAAUCAAAUUUAACGUCAUAGUCAGUGCUGCAUCUGCUUGGACUUCUCACUAAUGUUCUCACGAUUGGGAAUGUAUAGCUACAUGGGCCUACAUUGUAAAUCUUCAACUGAAGACGAAAAACUGCAGCUGAGAGUACCUGGAAUGUGAAUGUGGACCGCAGCCAACCUCGUGCAUCAUGAAUAACACCAGGUCCAUUUGAACAGCAGUGGGAAACACUGUAGUUGACUCAGUAUAACUUAUAGACAACAACGCYACGAAUUAUAUCGCCCUUUACUCGUAAUGGACAAGAACUGUUUAGCUUUUCAAAUGGAGUUGACUCUUAUGGUUGUUGCCCUCUUAUCUUGGGUCGCGGUAUGGGCGGACGAUAGCAAAAUAAUAUCAGACAGAUAUGCAGUCUACUGGAACAGCACGAACCACAGGUUUCUCCAUGGGGAGUACACCGUGGAGGUGGCCAUCAACGACUACCUGGACAUCUACUGCCCCCACUACGCGGACCCGCUCCCCCUGGAGCGCAUGGAGCGUUACAUCCUCUUCAUGGUCAACUACGACGGCUACACCACCUGCGACCACCGCAUGAAGGGCUUCAAGCGCUGGGAGUGCAACCGGCCACAGAGCCCCAACGGACCGCUCAAGUUCUCCGAGAAGUUCCAGCUCUUCACUCCCUUCUCACUAGGGUUUGAGUUCCGGCCGGGUCACGAGUACUACUACAUCUGUAAGUAGAACAUUUGAUUCACC